GGGCAUCGCACGAGCAAACAUCUAUCUCCUAGUGCAAAAUAUUGCAGAACCAAAACCGAUUUUCUCACAAUUUCCAUGGAGUAAAUAACAUUUUUAAGCAAAAACCUUUCUAGACAAACGCCAAUGGCGCAACAAGUUCUGAGAAAGGCACACAACCCCAACGAUUGUUUUCCCAUAGAAUGCGCAGAGCUUGUCCUACCAUGGCUCACACCACCAGAGCUCGCCAACGUCUCUAUGACCUGCAAAUCCCUCCGCCAAGUCUCCCACUCCAUCACUCUCCGCCGUUCCUCCGACGCUUCUAGAAGCUUCGAGAACUUUCCAGUCCCCUUUCUCAACACCACCUACCCUCCUUACGCCCACUUCAUCUACACUCCUUCCCUCCUUCUCUCCUCUCAACACCUCCCUCGCCAACCGUGGGGGGGCAGGUCCGUAAUUUCACCUGCUCCCGCGCUGAGUGCGGAAUCGGUGAGUUUGGUGGACGAGUCGGGCCGGGUAGUGUCGGGGUGUGACUGCCGCGAUGCCUGUUCGGAUUGUCCGUGUUCUUGCUUGGACGGGCUUGAUGUAGGCCGCGAGUGCGGACCGGGUUGCCGGUGCGGACCAGAGUGUGGGAGCCGGUCGAGCCAGAAGGGGGUUGCGGUUCGGGUGAAGAUCGUGAGGGAUGGGAGGAAAGGAUGGGCUUUGUGUGCUGACCAAUUCAUUCGGAAAGGGCAGUUCGUGUUUGAGUAUGCAGGUGAACUCUUGACAACCAAGGAAGCACAGAAGAGACAACAAUAUUAUGAUGAACUAGCAUUGCAUGGUCGUUUCUCUUCUGCUCUUUUAGUUAUAAGGGAGCAUCUUCCAUCUGGAAACGCAUGUUUGAGAUUGAACAUCGAUGCUACUCGAAUUGGAAAUGUUGCGCGGUUUGUAAAUCAUUCAUGUGAUGGUGGUAAUUUAAGCACAAAGCUAGUUAGAAGUUCAGGAGCUUUGUUCCCCCGCCUUUGCUUUUUUGCUUUGGAAGAUAUCCCAGAAGAUGAAGAAUUCAGUUUUAGCUAUGGAGAAAUCAGGAAAAGAUCCAAUGGAUUGCCAUGCUUUUGCAAUAGUCCUUCUUGCUUUGGAACAUUGCCCUCAGAAGAUACUUAAGGCAUGUUGCUUUUAGGGAUAUUAGCUUACUUUAGUUGAUAGAGGGAUUUUCAUUUUGGUUUUCAUUAGAUGAAGAGGAAACCACAUUUUAGGGGUUGAGAUUGACUUAACAAAGGGUAGUUUUAAUACAUCUGAUAAUGUUCAUAACAUGCAUUGCAGGCCAUCCGCAGUCUGCCAAAUAUCUAUGUAACAGGUACGAAUAUUUUUCAAAUGUUUGAUGGUUCUGUUGAUGCAUACAAAGCAAACAUAGGAUAGAGAUGGAAUGAAAACAAAUAAAAACAGCCACUCAAUGGCGGGGAAAUACUAUAUCAUUGUUCAACAACGGCGGAAUCUUGCAUUCUUCUUCAUCUUCUUCCUCAUAUUUGGGCAACUGAGAGAAUUGAACAGGCUCUAAGUUGUGUGAUGAGGGUGCUGUUUCCAUUGCAUAGUCAAAACCUGGGUUGAAGUUUGGGUACGCUGACUGGAACCCUAUAUUGGUGUGUUGCUGCUCUUGUGUGCUCUGGAGAACAUUUGGAUAUGCCAAACUACCAUGUAUUAUCUGAGUUUGCAGCAUAGUGAGCUGUUCCUGUAAAGAUGCAACCUGAAUUGGCAAAAAAUGUGAGUUUUUUAUGGAUGAAUAAAACUGUUGUAGCUUUGUCUUUUUCCUUUA
Lotus japonicus is the source of this 1768-nucleotide messenger RNA. Its product is annotated as histone-lysine N-methyltransferase SUVR3. The transcript has 2 exons. The record is from RefSeq and is a predicted model, not a curated record. The coding region runs from base 124 to 1119 and encodes 331 amino acids. Gene Ontology annotation, molecular function: protein binding. Lineage: Eukaryota; Viridiplantae; Streptophyta; Magnoliopsida; Fabales; Fabaceae.